GCUGACCAAUAACGGUUGGCGGCAUAUUUGAAAUCGUUGUGAAUGCGCGUACAUUGAGCAUUUCUUUCCGUCUGUGUUGCUUAUACCUCAAUUAACAUUUUUGCUGCAAAACCUGCCAAUUCUUGAGCUGUUUCUACAUUAUCACAAUGUCUUCGAAACACAUCUACUACUCGGAUAAAUAUUUUGAUGAAAAAUUCGAAUACAGGCACGUGAUGUUGCCCAAAGAUAUUGCCAAGCUGGUUCCCGACUCUCACCUGAUGUCAGAAGCUGAAUGGAGAGGCAUCGGUGUACAACAAAGUCAAGGAUGGAUCCAUUACAUGAAACACUCUCCAGAACCACAUAUACUUCUAUUUAGAAGACUUAAAUCAAACUACCAUUGAUACAUGAUCCUGGAUUCUGUGGAAUAAAACAGUGCAAUCAUACAUCAUGACGAACAAUUAUACCUGCAGAAGAAUGCUAAAUGAACCAGCAAGCUUCUUCUCAAAAUCCCUCUGACAUCAAAUCUGAGCUCCUGACAUGCACUGUGAACUUGCCUCGUCUUUUCUGCCAUUUCAGCUUAUUUAUGGUUAAACAGCUUUCAUUUCACCGAACAGUCAUGUUUUUGUCGUGUUUACUGGUAAAGUUCAAUUUCCAUUCCACAAUUCAAAUACUGUUGUACAUACUGAAAACUGAUUUUCUAGAGAACCACUAUCGAACUGUUACAAUCAAAUCAAGAUAUUAAUUGCCUAUCACUGCCCUGUCAACUUUUUUUUUCUAGUUUCAGUUCUGGUGGUUAUUUAUGUAGUUAUAUAGAUGUAGUUUCCUUAUUUUCUUUGUAAAUUUAGAUACUAGUUUAAUUUCUGUAAUUUCUGUUGAGUGUAUGGAAAUAAAGUUUAUUUAUCGUUUUGAUGUUUAG
This is a messenger RNA of Saccoglossus kowalevskii, 895 nucleotides long. Its product is annotated as cyclin-dependent kinases regulatory subunit-like. Lineage: Eukaryota; Metazoa; Hemichordata; Enteropneusta; Harrimaniidae. Gene Ontology annotation, molecular function: cyclin-dependent protein serine/threonine kinase regulator activity. The record is from RefSeq and is a predicted model, not a curated record.